Musa acuminata AAA Group (dessert banana) is the source of this 1391-nucleotide messenger RNA. RefSeq lists its product as uncharacterized. The record is from RefSeq and is a predicted model, not a curated record. Gene Ontology annotation, molecular function: zinc ion binding; ubiquitin-protein transferase activity. The transcript has 6 exons. NCBI's taxonomy places the organism in Eukaryota, Viridiplantae, Streptophyta, Magnoliopsida, Zingiberales, Musaceae. Gene Ontology annotation, cellular component: membrane. Gene Ontology annotation, biological process: protein ubiquitination. Bases 147 to 956 code for a protein of 269 amino acids.
UUUGAAGGCCUACUGUUGCUUUCUUCAGAGUUGGAGAAAGAAAGAGAACAUGACUGACAGUUGACUUGAAUAUGAGUAGUCUCCAAAUGACCCGACUCAGAUAAGAUUUCAAACCUGCCAUAUAUUGUCUUCAGAUUGCUCUCUGGAUGACCUUGGAAACUGAGCAUGGGUGUGACAAUCAAGUCAGAGCAAGCAUUGUAGAAGAACCUGAAGGAGAGAUGGUAGGGCAUUUCAUGGUCUGCGUCGACGGGAUCAUCGCCUCGGCGGCGUGCUUCGAACCCGUGAAUCCCGGCGGUUCUCCUCAGGCGGACGGCGGGGCGGUGGAGGAGGGCUGCUCGGUAAGCAGGACGGCCAUCGCCGGUCACAAGAAGAAGGGAGGUGAGAUGAUCGAGUGCAGAAUAUGCCAGGAGGAAGGGGACGAGUGCGACAUGGAAACCCCUUGCGCUUGUAAUGGAACCCUCAAGUUUGCCCACAGGAAAUGUAUUCAGAAAUGGUGCAAUAAGAAAGGGAAUAUCACUUGUGAAAUCUGCAACCAGGUUUUUGCCCCAAAUUAUUCUGUUCCCCCAAGCAGACCCAGUCCCGAUGUAAUUGCUAUUGACAUCAGGCAAAGUUGGGGUUCACGGUUUGAUCUUCGUGAUUCCCAUUUUCUCGCCAUAACUGCUGCAGAGCAGGAGUUACUAAAUGCAGAAUAUGAGGAUUAUGCAGCUGCAAGUGCCAGUGGAAUUGCCUGUUGCCGCACUGUUGCUUUAAUUUUGAUGCUUUUGUUGCUUGUUCGACAAAUUUUUAAUUCGUCGAGGGAAGUUGGACUGAUGCAGGACAUAUCGGCAUUGUUCAAUGUAAGAACUUUUUUCUAUCUUUUGAAAUAUCAAUGUUAUGUUAUAGAACUUACUGCCAACGUGUCUCUUAACAUGAAGAAUCACAUUGCUCACUUCCUUUUUUCCCCCCAACUAGAAUAAUUUCUAGUAGGAUGAAAUCCUACAUAGAUAACAGUCUAAGUCCAUCCUGUACAUAUUCCUUAUGGAAACUGCAAAAAUAAUUUAUAUAUUUUAUUUCCUCGAAGUAGAGUUGCAGUGAAGUUGCCUUGCAGUGUUAUUUUUGGUGUUUGGAAUGGUAGUUCUUCUGUUCAUGUGCACUAGGAAAUAGGUUAUGGUUCUAUUUUUGUUUCCUACGAGAGCCGGCUACUGAACAAGAGCAAGAUGCUAUAAAUAAUAAGUCAGAAGAUGAUCAUUUGAGAUUGAAUUCUCUGACCUUGCAAAAUCUGGUGCCAUUGAGGUAAUGAUCUGUGUUGGUGCAAGUUAUGUCAUGAAUGCAAUUCAAAUGUUUAUUAUGGUUUCGUAUCCCAUUGCUGUUAUAUUUUUUUCUUGAGAAAUCUAAAAUCUUUGGUCAUAUAC